This is a messenger RNA of Humulus lupulus (European hop), 2802 nucleotides long. RefSeq lists its product as uncharacterized. Lineage: Eukaryota; Viridiplantae; Streptophyta; Magnoliopsida; Rosales; Cannabaceae. Bases 1 to 2802 code for a protein of 933 amino acids. The record is from RefSeq and is a predicted model, not a curated record. The transcript is spliced from 3 exons.
AUGCACUUGUUUGUCAGCACUGUUAAUAAUAAGGAGCAGUUUUAUACUACCUUUGUAUAUGGUUUUAAUGAUGAUAAUGGUAGAAUCAGUUUAUGGAGGGAUUUACAGGAGUUGAUGGUAAUUCAGCCUUGGUUAGUUUUGGGUGAUUUUAAUGAUAUUUUGGCUAAGGAGGAUAGAAUUGGCAAGCGGGUUAAGCACAAUAAUUCUCAGCUGUUUCAGCAUUGUGUUGCAACCUGUCAUUUGGAGGAUGUCAGAUUUAGAGGUAAUUACUAUACCUGGACUAAUAAACAGCAAGGAGAUGAUAGGAUUUAUUCCAAAAUUGAUAGAGUCAUGGCUAAUCAAUCUUGGCUAGAUCAUUUUACAACUGCUGAAGUGAGCUUUCUUAAUGCGGGAUUAUUUUAUCAUUCCCCUGCCUUACUUUCGGUUUAUCCUGAUUAUACAAGUGGCAAAAAACCUUUCAAAUAUUUUCGAAUGUGGAAAUUGUAUCCAAAUUUUCAUGAUCAGAUUUGUAUGGAUUGGAGUAGGCCUAUUAGUGGAACUAUGAUGUAUAUAGUUGUUCAGAAGCUUCGAAGACUUAAAGGCCUUUUGAAAGAGAUUAAUAAGGGGGGUUUUAAUGAUAUUCAUGCAGCUGACCUGAAUGCUUCUAGAGUUCUAUCCGAUUUCCAGGAGAGAUUGUUGAGAGAACCUCUUAAUGCUGAGGUGAUUAAGUUGGAAGGGGUUGCUAGAGAAAAUUAUGCUGUUGUCCAUAAGGCUUACUGCUCUUUUUUGCACCAAAAAGCUAAAGUUCAUUGGCUCAAAGAAGGGGAUGAAAAUACUGGUUUUUUUCAUGCUAGCAUCAGAGAUAGAAGAAGUCAAAAUAAAAUUUAUUCUAUUACAACAGAUUCUGGUGAAUGGAUUGAUCAACCAGGAAAAGUAGCAGAUGCUUUUAUCAGUUACUAUAAGAAAUUGUUGGGUAGCUGCAUGACAGGUCAGAUUUUGAAAGAGAUUAAUGCCACUGUUUUAACCCUUAUUCCGAAAUGCAAGUGCCCUGCUAGUGUUAUUGAUUACCGUCCCAUUGCUUGUUGUAAUGUGCUUUACAAGACUGCCACUAAGCUUAUUUUCACUAGAUUACGGUCUAUCUUAUCUGAGAUAAUAGCUCCUAAUCAAGGCGGGUUUGUUAAGGGGAGAUCUAUUGCCCACAAUGUCAUGAUCUGUCAGGAUCUUGUUCGGCAUUAUGGGAGAAAAUCUGGUAAAGCUAAAUGUCUCAUUAAAUUGGAUUUGAGGAAAGCUUAUGAUACUCUUGAAUGGGAUUUUAUUGAAGAAAUGCUUGAAGCCUUUAAUUUCCCUGCCAAAUUCAUUUCUCUGGUAAUGCAGUGUGUGAGAACUCCUAGAUUCUCUUUAAUGUUUAAUGGAUCUUUGCAUGGCUUUUUUGAGUCUAAGCGCGGGUUAAGGCAGGGAGAUCCUAUGUCUCCUCUCCUUUUUUUUCUGAGUAUGGAAUACUUAACUAGAAUCGUGCAAAUGAUUGGGCAGAAAGAUGACUUCAAGUUUCAUGAGAGAUGUGAGAGACUUCAUCUUAAUCACCUUAUUUUUGCGGAUGAUGUAUUGCUCUUCUGUCGAGGUGAGUACAAAUCCAUCUAUUAUAUGUUGCAAGGUCUUAAGUUGUUCUCUGAUUCUUCUGGUCUCAUUCCGAAUGAUUCAAAGUUUGCCAUCUAUUGUUGUGGUAUGACUGACGAUGAGACUCAGCAAGUCUUGGAUGCUUCGGGGUUCUGUAGGAGUUUUUUGCCUUUUAAAUAUCUGGGAAUGCCCAUCUGUUCCAAGCGAAUAUCAAUGAAAGAGUGUGAUAUUUUAAUAGAUAAAAUGGCUGCUUGGAUUAAGUGCUGGAGUUCCAGAAAUAUUUCUUUUGCUGGGCGUGUGACCUUAAUUAAUUCUGUUCUUCUGUCAAUUCACUCUUACUGGAAUCAACUAAUGAUUUUCCCUAAGAGAGUCUUGGCUAAAAUUUCAGCCAUCAGCAGAGCUUUUCUCUGGAAAGGUCAAGUUUUUUCUAUGAAUUCUGGUAAUAUUGCCUGGGACCAGAUUUGCAAACCAAAAAAAGCAGGAGGCCUUGGUUUCAAGGAUUGUUAUAUUUGGAAUAUUGCUACCAUUGGCAAGUAUAUUUGGGCUGUUGCAGAAAAGAAAGACAAUUUAUGGGUUAAGUGGGUGAUUGAUGUUUAUAUCAGAGAUAAGGAUUGGUGGGAUUAUGUUGCCCCUGUUCAGAGCAGUUGGUAUUGGAGAAAAAUCGUUCAAGUCAAGGACCAGUUUAAAAAUUUGAGAUCUCUUCAGCAGUUAAGCACUACUGGUUAUCAAAUUCGAAAGGGUUAUCAAUUACUUAGCCCUAUAAUUGAGACUGUCCAUUGGUGCAAGGAAGUGUGGGGGAGAUUAAAUAUCCCCAAACAUAGCUUCAUCCUUUGGCUUGCUGUUCAGAAUCGGUUAAAGACUAAAGAGAGGCUUCAGAGAUUUAAUAUUCUUAAUGACUCUACAUGCUUGCUCUGUAAUAGUCAACCUGAAAGUGCUACUCAUUUAUUUUUUGGUUGUAGCAUCAGUUUGAUUUGCCUUCGGCAGGUUCAACUUUGGCUGGGCUGGAAUGCAAAUGCAUCUUCUUUGGUGGCUGUUUUGUGUUGGAUUGAGAGAGCGAAGCUUAGUAAGUUCAGGAAGCUCUUGUACUCUGCUGCAGUUGCAGCCGUGACUUACCAGAUUUGGAAAGGGCGUAAUGAGGUUUUGUGGUCUCAAAAACAAUUUCAUAUUGAUGUAGUUGUACAAUUGGUUAAAGAUAAUAUAGUCUCUUAG